AUGAUAGCCAGAUAUCGUUUAAACUUUAAAACAGUAAGUCGAUCGUGUCCUACCUUCUCUCGACCUCGCGUCCUCUCAGACCAGCGACCACCGGCGCAGCGACCACCCGGCGCAGCGACCACCGGCGCAGCCACCUCCGGCGCAACCCCCACCGGCCUCUCCCCUUCCGUCGGUCGUCCUUCCAGGUUCCUAAUGGAUCACGACAAAAAGAUACUACUCAUAAUUCUAAUGUACUUGUACGUCCGCUACUUUUGGAAAAGGGUGUAAAACGAGUGCGGGACAACGAUUCGGAAAUGACGGGACAUGAAUUUACGUUAGAAUUACUUCACCGUAAUCCUCUACAAUGUGUUGAAGUGUU
Molecule: messenger RNA, 358 nt
Organism: Lactuca virosa
Lineage: Eukaryota; Viridiplantae; Streptophyta; Magnoliopsida; Asterales; Asteraceae
Source: the annotation of a GenBank genome assembly